Messenger RNA from Dipodomys spectabilis (banner-tailed kangaroo rat), 837 nucleotides. RefSeq names its product LysM domain containing 2 (gene Lysmd2). The coding region runs from base 1 to 636 and encodes 211 amino acids. The transcript is spliced from 3 exons. The record is from RefSeq and is a predicted model, not a curated record. Lineage: Eukaryota; Metazoa; Chordata; Mammalia; Rodentia; Heteromyidae.
AUGGCGGCCCGGUCGCCCGCGUCGUCCCUACGGGCGGGCGACCCUCGGGCGCGGCCACCUCCGGGCUCCUCGCCACCGCCGCCGCCGCGAUCGCGCUCGGGCUCCGAGUCCGAGGACGCCGAGCUGUCGCUGAGCCUGGCCCGCACCAAGACCCGCUCGUACGGCAGCACCGCCAGCGUGCGGGCCCCGCUGGGCGCCGGCGCCCUGGGCCCGCGCCUGGAGCACCGCGUCCGCGCCGGGGACACGCUGCCGGGCCUCGCGCUCAAGUACGGGGUCACGAUGGAGCAGAUUAAAAGGGCCAAUAAACUGUUCACCAAUGAUUGUAUAUUUCUGAAGAAGACUUUGAACAUCCCGGUUGUAGCUGAGAAGCCUUUGUUGUUUAAUGGACUGAACUCCAUUGAUUCUCCAGAAAAUGAAACUGUAGACAAUCCUGAAGAGACACCUGAGGGGGUUGGGAUCCAGCUCCCUCCUCCCAGUCCUGACCUUCUCCCCGUGCAGCCCCAGGAAGUGUCAGCCAGAGAUUUCCUGCAGAGACUUGAUUUGCAGAUUAAGAUUUCAACCCAGGCAGCCAAGAAACUAAAAGAAGAAAGCAGAGACGAAGAGAGUCCCUAUGCGGCCUCACUCUACCAUAGUUAGGUGAUUAGCGGGCAUAACUCACCUGAGAGGUUUGGAGUGUAAAAACUGGCAAGUGAAGAUUCCGGAUUCUCAUAGCAUCUUUGUAAAACUGUAAUUCAGUAGACCUGUAAUUUUAAGUCUUUAGUAUGGCCUGACAGCAAAACGUAUUCUGAAGUGCUCACUUUUUUUUUUUUUUUUGCUCAUCUUGGGUCUUAAAUUCAG